Molecule: messenger RNA, 1686 nt
Organism: Vidua chalybeata
Lineage: Eukaryota; Metazoa; Chordata; Aves; Passeriformes; Viduidae
Gene: AGRP
Product: agouti related neuropeptide
Exons: 4
Coding region: 873-1361 (162 amino acids)
Biological process (GO): adult feeding behavior; neuropeptide signaling pathway; hormone-mediated signaling pathway
Cellular component (GO): extracellular region
Molecular function (GO): type 1 melanocortin receptor binding; neuropeptide hormone activity
Source: RefSeq, a predicted model, not a curated record
UGCUCUGCUGAUGACGUGCUGGGAGGCCUGAGGGGUCCUCCCAGUCUAGGAAGAACCUGGUGAAGGCAGCGCCUGGGCUGUCAGCCUUCCCUGCUGGGAAUGUCAGAGCCUGCUGAACCCUUCCUAUUAUGUCUUAUUCCCCCAAUUCCUCAUAGGGCUGAAGCCACUCAAGGCCACAAGUGUUCCCCAAAGGAGCCAGGCUCUAGGGAGAUGAAGGUUUUCCAAGUAAGACAUGAGUAAGAGAUGCAGUUAGCACAGGUGGAAACCUGGAGAAUCUGCAGAUAGUAUGUGGUCAGCAGCUGGAGGACUUCUGGAGGCUCUGCACUAUGAGUGGAUGCUUGCCAGGACAUACAGAUAGGCAACAUUCCCUUUGAAAACCAGUCAUGUUUGGCAUGGUUUUGGUGAGGAAAUUGUAGCCCUGUUAUUUCUGUAUUUGGGAACUAGGAGAUGUCCUCAGGCUUGGUACUGGAAAGGGAAGUGGGCUGGAAAGGGAAGUGGGCUGGAAAGGGAAGUGGGUCGCAAGGACAGUGGGGAUCACUUCCAAAAAAAACUGGGAGUUUGGAGCUAACAGGGAUCUAUUCCUUCCUGAAGCUGUGCAAGGCACAAAACAGGAGUCCCCCCCUCCCAUGCAUCACCCCACUGGCUGCCUCUCUAGCCAGACAAAGCCCAUUUUCCAGAGACUCCCACCUACCUGGUAGUUAGCAAAGUCAUGUGGCUACAGCACUUAAUUAAUAAAAAGCUGAUAUAAAUCCCAGUAAACAUGUGGGGAGGAGGACACUGAGGCAGAGAGCAGUAGCAGCGCUUCCAGCAAGCUCAGUGGAGCAACGGAGAGCAAUCCCCCUCUCUGCUGGGAGAGGUUGUCCCUCAGGACCAUGCUGAACGUGCUGCUGCUGUGCUGUGGGCUGCUGCAGGGGAUCCAGGCUGUCCUGGAUCUCAGGACUGCUGACCUCAGCUGUGGCCACCUGCAGAAGGCGAGCGGCGGGCUGGAGCGGGUGGACAGAGCCCGCCAGGCCGGCCUGCAGCGGAAAGGCAAGGAGGUGUCUGCGGAGCCGGCAGUCUCUCUGUAUCUCGCAGGAGCUCUCCCAAGGCUGGGGUUUGAGCAGAUGGCCCUGGGGGUCCAAGAAGCUGAUGGUGACCUCAUGCAGAGAGGCAGCCUGCUGGAACCACAGGCAUCAUCCACAGAACUGCAAGCUGAGGGCCGUGAGGAGCGCUCCCCCCGCCGCUGCGUCCGUCUCCUGGAGUCCUGCCUCGGCCACCAGAUCCCCUGCUGUGACCCCUGUGCCACCUGCUACUGCCGCUUCUUCAACGCCUUUUGCUACUGCAGGAAAAUCAGCACCAACUUCCCCUGCGGCAAGAACUAGCGCCCGUGGGGCUGCCAGCUCCUCGCCCCUGUGUGCGCCUCCUUCUCUGCAGCUCCAAUAAACCAGCCCUUUGCAAAAGCCAUGGCAGAGUGGGAAUGGUGUGACGCGUCCGCUCGGGCUCUCAGGGGGUGGCAGCAAGGUGAGGGUGGCCUGUGCACAGCUGGGCAGUGCCCACACAGCUGACACCCCAGGACACAUCCACGUCAAAUCAGAUGUGCCUCUUCUGGCUGUGUAAGUGCUGUUUCAGCAGCAGGGGCACCCCAGGUGAAGUUCUGGCUAUGCUGCUGUUACCCACAAAAUCGGGCUUGUUCUUGGUGUGCACCAA